This is a messenger RNA of Haplochromis burtoni (Burton's mouthbrooder), 2982 nucleotides long. Its product is annotated as CBL-interacting serine/threonine-protein kinase 21. Lineage: Eukaryota; Metazoa; Chordata; Actinopteri; Cichliformes; Cichlidae. Gene Ontology annotation, biological process: protein phosphorylation; mitotic DNA damage checkpoint signaling. Gene Ontology annotation, molecular function: protein serine/threonine kinase activity; ATP binding. The coding region runs from base 805 to 2145 and encodes 446 amino acids. The transcript has 5 exons. The record is from RefSeq and is a predicted model, not a curated record. Gene Ontology annotation, cellular component: nucleus.
UAGAGAUUCAAGAACAAAAAGGAUCAAAGAUUAUAUAUAUUUUACCUUUGAGUGGUUUUAAAUUUAAGUACAAUUAAGUAAUUGAAAAGUGUGUUUCCUGAGGAGCUUCUCAUGUAUGUUUGUAAAACCUUGAGUUUGUCUUAAGUGAAAAUGAUUUGCUAUACUGUGAUCAACUUUAGUCAUUCAGAUACUGUGACUGCAAAUGUUCUUGAUAAUAAGGACUAUUUUGAAAGUUAAAAACUGCCUUCUUCAAUCUCUUCUCUUGUGAACUGACCAGUCUGUCAACAUUUCCUUCCUGUUUUGACUACACAGCUCUCUGUCUCUUUGAAAACCUGUUCUAUAAUCCUGACAUCAAGUCACUCUGCUGUCAGAAUAUUUGAAAUGAUAAGUGUGGUUGUAGAUCAGGGUCCUGGUGUCUUUAUUUAUACAACAGCUUCAGUUACAGCUGAGUUACUGAGAACAGCCUGCCUGAACUUUACUAUUCAGGUGCUCACUGCCCAAACUGUAUUUCUAAUUAAAUAAAUAAAUUAUUAUUUGAGGGAAACAAAAUGGUAGUUCAGUGAGAUUAUCAGUCUGUGGAACAUUUUCAUUCUUCUUAAGAAUUUUCCGGUAAGGAAUCUACGGUAUUACUCAAGAGUGGUAACGCCCUUCCAGGGAAUAUUUUUUUAAACUGAAGUUUAUGUCUGACAGUCUGCUGACACCAAUGAAUGUUAGGUUGAAAGGUGAGUGAGAGCAGUUUUUCAGUCUCAGUUUGUUUGUGAUUACGUUCGAUAUCUCAGUGAGAUCUGAAAAAGCGUCUCCUAGAUGGCGUACUCCACCAGCACCCUUGCAGAGGGCUGUUUUGGGAAAGUGUACAAGGAGAAGUACAAUGAUACCUGGGCUGCUAUUAAGAAAGUUCCUCAGCAUCUCAUCAGCUGGAAGGAUCUGGAGAGAGAGAGUGAAGUGUACAACAAGGCAAAACAUCCCAACAUAGUGAGGCUUCUGGGCAAAAUAAUUCUUAAAGAUGGAAAAUGGAUCAUUCCACUAGAGUUUGUCUUCGGAGAGGACUUGGAGACCACCAUCUUCAAGGCGUCAAAGUCUAAAAUAUUGAUGACUCCAGCUAAUAAAGGCACAAUCAUUGUCGGCAUGUGUGAAGGGCUGCUUCAUCUACACUCCAGAGACAUUGUCCAUCAAGAUCUCAAGCCUGAAAACAUUAUGGUGGAGCAUAACACGAACAGAGCAGUAAUUAUUGAUCUGGGACUGGCCAAGUUCUUCAAACGUGGUCUAAACUCUGCAAUGGACAUGGGGAACGAGGCUUACUCGGCUCCUGAGGUGCUGCAGAGGGGUAGCCAGAGAGAUCAGCGUUCAGACGUCUGGGCCAUGGGAAAAAUCAUAGCUGAGCUCUGUGCCCGGAUUCGUCUGUACACACCCAGCGUCUGUCCUGACAAAAUCAAGGAUGUUUUAAAGGACCAACCAUACUGCCCUGCUGUGUGUAGGAUGGUGGAGCAGAAUCCAUCUCUGAGGGCCUCUAUGGGCGGGGUCAUUAGUGAUAUUCGAAGAGCUGCAGGAAUGGGCAUUGUCACCAACACACCCAUUCAAAAAGAUCAUCUUAAACCACCUACACCUCACUUUAAUGCCAGAAACCAGUCCCCAUCACCUCCGAACAGAGAUGCACAUCUGCCAAUCAGGGACCCAUCACCAAUCAAUCGAGCUGCAUCUCCGCUAAUCAGGGAAUUAUCACCGAUAAACCGAGGUAUUUCUCCACUUAACAGGGAUCCAUCACCGUUAAACAAGUUUGACAUACAUCAGUCACCUAUGAAUAAGCCUACAGGGCGGAUAUUUGAACGUUCUCCUAGACCAGAGAUAAAACCUUUGCCUCGGACUGGAGUGCACCUUCCUCCUUCCCCACAGAGGCAAGAGGACAAGAACAAAAAUCACGAUCUGGCGCCGAAAGGUGGAUCAGAACUCGCACAGGACCUCAGGAAAAUGAAGUUGUUACACGAAGCUGCCAAGGAUCUUCCCUGCAACCUGCCAACGACAGGGAGGGUGGUGGUGCGGCGUUUUGAGGAGAAAAACGGGGAAAUGGGUUCAUGGGAGCAGACCGAGGUGGUAACUCGUGAUGGAAAGAUAGUCAAGUUUGAUGAUGUCAAGUUUAACAGCAAAUGAGAGUAUCUGGGAGAGUUACAAAAUAGUUGUAUGUUCACUCAGCUUAAAGAGUAGACUGAGUUUAGGUGCAGUGGACAUUGCAUGGAAUGUAACAGGAUAUAAUUUUUUUUUAAGGAAUUGAUUAGUUUUGAGUUAUUUCCAAAUUAAAACUUUCCAUUAGCAUAUGCUUAGUUCCAAAUUUAUUUUUAAAAAUAUCAAUUUCAAAUGCAAACCUAGAUGUUGUGGAUUUUGGUAUGCAUUAUGCUCACUGUAAGCUCUGUGAGUGAGACUUGUAAUGAGAUUAUCUCCAAUUGAAAAACUGAUAGUUAUAUAUAUUUUCUGUUGGCUAAAAUGUGCAAUGGUGAUUACAUAUGAAAUGUGUUUUGAUAGUUUUGGUUAAAUAAAUGACUGUGAGAAAUUAAGGGCAGGGAAUGUGGGUGUGGUAUACAGAAUGGGUCUGUGGUGUAUUGUCUGCUUAAUAUGUCUGCUGUUUUUUUAACUAGUGAUCUAAUCUUUAAGCUGUACUGUGCAUCAGAGUCUCCUGUGUCUGAUAGUCGUUUUUUUUUAAUGACUGUAAAGUAAGACAAAUAAAUCCAGCAAUCUUUAUCUUUGAGUUGCUGGAACCAACAAGUGAUUUGUUGCUGGGUUGAUUUGAUGCUAUUGUGUGGCAGAAGUUCUUGCUACACUGCUCUUUACACUUCAAAGUGAACAAAGGUGAUGUGUUAGUCCACACCCCGUUUACAAGAACAAGAAGAACCCGUUUUAUUUUUUUUGUAAUUACUCUUGCAGUAAUAAAGUACAUCUUCCAAUCUCAUGUAGUUGUACACAUCAGCAUUAAAGUUGCUUUUAUUGUUUAUA